UUUUCGAGGAGUCUUCCUGCUGUGUUUACUGCGCUUCUGGCGCUGCGCCGGAAAAGAGAUGUCCAUUGCGAUUAUCUCUGGCGUUGGCCGAUGAUCUUUAUCAUCGGUGCAGUCGAUGGUUCACGACGAUGGUUUUUCCUGACGGCCCAGCCUGAUGGUUCGACAAUGGUCUAUAUCGAUCUUGUUUCCCGAUGGUUUUCCGACGGUUCGUCCCGACGGCUUAUCCUGACGGUUUUCUUGCGGGGUCUCCUGACGGUUCGUCCUGACGGUACGCAGGAGUGUCACUUUAUUUGUGUUAUAUAUGGAGUCAAGAGGAUAUCGACAGCAUUUUCGGCUUGGGAGUGGCUCGCGGGGGAAGGCGUGUGGUGUGGGAAGGUGGCCGGACCGACUCGUGCUUGGAGAAAUUGGGUCGGGCGCCAGCCUGGAGACCGCAAGAGGAGGACGGGUGGCAGAAGUCGGACUCUUGCGCCUCCUCGCGGUGCCACCUGGAUAGUCUCAUGGGCGAGACGAACUAAAUGCAAGAGACGCACCUCAGUGAAAGUCUCGGUGUGGUUCUUAUCUUCUUUGGCCGAGCUCGGAGCAUGUGUCGCGAGAGUUGCGUUUGCUGAGUGAAGCCACCUGCGCGUCUCGACGAGUCCCACACCGCGAGAUUGGUGAGCCUUCAUCGCAACCUUUCACCGCCCCCCGCAGCACGCAUAAAUUCUC
Molecule: messenger RNA, 705 nt
Organism: Trematosphaeria pertusa
Lineage: Eukaryota; Fungi; Ascomycota; Dothideomycetes; Pleosporales; Trematosphaeriaceae
Exons: 3
Coding region: 91-612 (173 amino acids)
Source: RefSeq, a predicted model, not a curated record